AGACGCAGUUUUGUUGGAAUCUCUCCGUAUACCGAUCUGCUUACCUUGAUGCGACCCAAUCUUCUUCAGUCUCUCUUUCCCUCUCUCGUGUCAAUCUGUGUUCGCAUUUUCUAGCUUUCUCGUCCUCAAAUAUCCUCCAAAACUUUAGUUGUCGUUUUCUCUUGGCUUACUUAUCUACUUUUGGUCUAUCUCAGUGAAUGGGCCAAUUUGCGUCUCAUUUGGCCGUCUUAAUCAGUUGGGUGUUCAGAAUUGUUAUGAUCAAAAGUUGAAGGGGAUAGUGGGUUUGGAGUUGACAGUUCUUGCAGAACAAAUAACAGGGGUUAAAUUAAUUUCUGCUCGGUAAAGAAUUCUUGAUUACCAGUUUCUCCAUCAUGGAGACAGUCACUUCAUCUGCUUCUAUCCACCUCCCUCCAGAACCAGCCAGUUAUGAUGAGGAUUAUAUGCAGCAGAGUUUGCUCUUCUCUGAUAGUCUUAAGGAUUUGAAGAAUCUGAGAAAGCAACUGUACUCGGCAGCUGAGUAUUUUGAGUUGUCUUACACCAAUGAUAACCAGAAACAAAUAGUGGUGGAUACAUUGAAAGAUUAUGCUGUCAAAGCUGUUGUAAGUACUGUGGACCAUUUGGGUUCUGUGACAUUUAAGGUUAACGAUCUCGUUGAUGAAAAGGUUCAUGAAGUUUCUGGAACAGAGCUUCGGGUAUCUUGCAUUGAUCAGAGGUUGCGGACAUGCCAGGAGCACAUUGACCGAGAGGGCCUUUCUCAGCAAUCAUUGUUGAUAGAUACUCCGAAGUACCAUAAGAGAUACAUCUUGCCAGUUGGCGAGACCAUGCACUGUUCCAUUCGUACUGAACCAAGCUACCAGGGUUGUCGCUUCAGUGAUGAAGAUGAAUCACAUCAAUUUAAAAAUGCUGUUCGAGCUACAAUUAGAGAAACUGCAUCUCCAUUGGGAAAAGGGCACUCCCGGUCACCUUCUCCAUGUCUUCCCAAACAACCUGGAAACUUAUCAUCCAAUGGCACCACCACCACAAAAGUACUAGACGAGCGAACAGUAACAGGUGAUGCUUAUGAAUCAGACAGGCGAACAGUUUCACCACAUCGGUUUCCUCUUGUACGUUCUGGAUCUCUCUUGAGUAGGCCAACUACCCCAAAAAGUUCGCGCCCCACCACCCCAAAUCCGAGUCGGCCAAACACUCUUAACCCUUUUCUUGGAAGGCAACAGCAUCCUUCAAGCGCUCAAAAAUCAGCUUCAAUGCGGUUCCAUGCUGAAAGAGGAGAACUGAAAGAGAGAGACAAAUACACCAGCAGAAGUAAACGGAUCCUUAAAGCCUUGCUCAGCCGACGCAAGUCGAAGGAAGAUGACGUGUUAUACGCCUACUUAGAUGAAUAUUAAUCACAGGAUAACAGAGGAAAAGAGAUGAGAAGUCGUCGUGGGCGUGGGAGGAAUCUACCAUGCACUUGUUUUUUUGAAGUUUUGCCUUAAGACACCCAUUUGGUUAUGGCAUUGUACACGAUGUCUUUUCAUUUCUUGCUCAUUUUUGUAAGCAUCAUCUACCAUAUACUCUUUUUUGAUGUAAUGCACAUUAUCAUAGUCAUACUUGUAUAAAAUUGAUUGCAUUUUCUGCUGGA
This is a messenger RNA of Ilex paraguariensis (yerba mate), 1621 nucleotides long. Lineage: Eukaryota; Viridiplantae; Streptophyta; Magnoliopsida; Aquifoliales; Aquifoliaceae. The record is from the annotation of a GenBank genome assembly.